GGGACGCAAUGGAAGUCACACAAAUCUCUAUUUACUGGCCAGUUCUGCGGGGGAAAUGGCAGAUUUUCAAUCGAGUCACAUGCUUUAUUGUCACUUGAGAGCCAGUUUUAGGAGGAAUAAAGACCCCUGGUUUAAGAGACCAUGGAAUCGCUCCGAGGCCUGAGAGUCAACCGGGAUAUUCAUGCCGAGAAUGCGACCCAUGAUCUGGCGGACGGGGAGCGCCGAGCGGGCUGGGUGAGGGUGAGGGUGGAAGAGAGCUGGUUCACCGUGGAGCGGGCCUUGCUGGCGGGGUGCAGCGACUACUUCUGUGCGCUCUUUCAGUCUGGGAUGAAAGAAAGUCACCAGGAGGAACUCCACCUGAAGGGAGGAGUGCAUGCCAGGGGUUUUCUCAUUGCCCUUUCCGUCUGCAGAGGAGAGAUUCCCACCAUCAGUGGCCCGGACGAGCUCACGGAAGCCGUGGAGUGCGCCGCUUUCCUGCAGGUCGCAUGCUUGGUGCAGCAUCUUUGUGACAUUAUCGAUUCAGACAACUGCCUCUUGCUUUACCAUGCAGCCUCCAUCUUUGGGGUGCACACCUUGUUUCACGGUGCGGCUCUCUUCCUUUGUGAUGCUUUUGAUGACUUGCAGGAAGCUGCAGAGAGGACGAUUCCUGAAGACCUUCUUCAAUAUUCUCGGUCAUUGUCUCCCACUAAUUAUAUUGCCAUAGGCACCCACUCUCCUUCCAUGGAAGUGCUGCACGACUCCUUUAGAGUUGUCAGCUAUCUUGACGAAAAAGCGGGGGAGUGGAAGCAUUUAACUAACCUCCCAACUGUCUGUAGCACCUCCAUGGCUGGUGUGGCAGUGCUUGACAAUCGCUUGUACAUUGUAGGGGGAGUGUACGGUUACGGUAAGGACACAGUAGACAGCGGCUUUUGCUACAACCCCGACUCAGGCGUCUGGACUGCACUUCCUGGCCCCCAGCAACCAAGAUACGACUUCACCCUGCUGGGGCACGAGGGCCGACUCUAUGCCAUCGGCGGCGAGUUCCAAAAACGGAUCAUUUCUACAGCAGAGAGUUAUGACGCUGCGAAGAGAGAGUGGACAUUUAUACACAAUGCACCAAGACCUGUUGCAUCUGCUGCAUGUGCUGUAGCGAGACGGCGGAUGUUUGUCUGCUUCUGGAAACCACCUGACACCACAGAUAUCUAUGAAUAUGUGCCGGUGAAAGAUGCAUGGAAACUUGCCACCACAAUGAUCAGACAUCAGAGCUAUGGCCACUGUAUGGUAGCUCACAAGGACAAUUUGUAUGUGAUGCGAAACGGGCCUAGCGACGACUUCCUUCGCUGCCUAAUGGACUGCUACAAUAUCACGACAGGCCAGUGGACAGCCUUGACUGGACACUACAUAAACAGCAAGGGGGCGCUGUUCACUGCAAUGAUAAGGGGGAACUCUGCGUUCACAGUCAAACACAUGCUAACCCUUGAAUACACCAUCACUGGAGGGGGAUGGAAGCCCCGCAGGCAGAUGAAGGGGUUUCCAAAGAGUGGUUCGCUGUGGACGUGUUUGCUCAGGCUUCCCAAGACGGGACCAGUUACACCACAGCGGGAUUCAGAAGGAGAGGAAGACCAAAUGCCUUUGCCAGACACAUCUGAGGGACUUGUGGAAGCCGUACCGCGACUGUGAAAUUUUCGGCACCGCUGAAAAACAACGCAGUGUUUUUGAGGUUACCGAAUAUAUACAAUUAUAUAAUAUAUAAGUGAUUCUGGAGACUGCAAAGUGACACAAAUGUUCUUCAUUUAAGUGCAUUGACUCUCCCAUGUACUCACACUUGUGCACACGCACACACACACAUGCACACACAUGCACACACACACGCACAUGCACAUGUGCUGACACUAAGCUUUUGUUCUGAUUAGCAACAGCUGCUACUGUAGUUUAUAUUGGGGGAGGCCACUGUGCAUGUGUGUGUGUGUGCGCAAAGUUCAAAGGCACUGACGGGAUGUUCUCAACCUCUGAUUCGCCACGUUUGUUUUUCCUGAAGUCACACUGGGCCACUACUCAGGAGCCAUCGGCCAACCAAGUCAACAUAAAACACAGCUCUCUCGCACAUUCCCUCGAACGUCCACUUGCGCAGGUUUGAUGCCCCAUGAGUAAUUAAUUACAUGUUUCUGUGGGAGAAUACAUUUCGCCGAGCCUCAGGCAUGUAACUGAGUGUACGUGGGAAAUGGCUUCGUCUCGUAUGGCCACAGACAGCAUUCUUUUUAGCACAAUAAAAAAAGCCAGUGGAAUUCUCUGGCAACAUGUGA
Molecule: messenger RNA, 2282 nt
Organism: Scophthalmus maximus (turbot)
Lineage: Eukaryota; Metazoa; Chordata; Actinopteri; Pleuronectiformes; Scophthalmidae
Product: kelch repeat and BTB domain-containing protein 13
Exons: 1
Coding region: 142-1659 (505 amino acids)
Molecular function (GO): protein binding
Source: RefSeq, a predicted model, not a curated record